UCUCAACCUGUCCCUUUGGGCCUUUGGGCAUGGCGUAUGGCGUGGCGUCCCACUGCCUUUUGGCGGCUGAGGCGGCUGGAGGCCUUUGCCGGCUGGCGCCAUGGUAGUAACUGGAGGUCGCUGCUCGGAAGCAAGCCUCGGCAGAAGCAGCGAGAUUUGCAGCAGCGUUUACGCGAUGCGAAGGGUGACCAGGUGCUGCAGCUGUUUCAGCGGGAGGGCAGUUUUUUCGACACCAUACAUUUGCUGACUGCGCUGCGUGCUGUGGUGUUGUCGCCUCCGUCGAGUGGAUCUUUGGGCCCCUUGCUGAAGAGAGCAGCAGCCAUCGCACCGGAGUUGACUGGUAAUGACUUGGCGGCUCUGGCGUGGUCCCUGGCACGUCUGGAGGUGAAACUAGAGGACCAGGCGGCUUUUGCCACCGCCGCCCAUGCGCUCAGCGCUGCCACGACUGGCUGCGGGACUUUGAAGUCCGCGGAGCUGUCGGUGGUGGCCUGGGCCAUGGCAAAGCUCCCCCAGGAGCCCUCAGAGGAUGCCAUUCAGCAUGUCCUUCAGGAGGUCAAAGCUCGUGUGGAUCAGCUGACGGGGAAAGAGACGGUGAAUUUGGUUUGGGCUUUCUCCAAGAUGCAGGUGAGGGAUGUGAAUCUGAUCCAGCAGAUGGCAAAGCGCGCAGUCAAAGAUUUCUCCACACUGAACAGGCAGGACACUGGGAAUGCGGCUUGGGCCUUUGCCAAGGCAGAUGUCUCCUGCGAAACCUUAAUGAGCCGCAUCAGGGAGAAGUUCCUCAGUGAGAGUGAUGCUUUCGAUGCGCAGGAGUUCGCAAGCAUCAUUUGGGCUUUCGCCUGGUUGGAUGCAGCUGACGAGGUCCUGCUGCGGCGCUUCCGUGGCACGGCCCUGAAAGUCGCAGGGCAGUUGAACUGUGGGGGCUUGGCACGGGUCAGCUGGGCCUUUGCCUCGAUGGCCGAAGCACAAGGCCCACUGUUUGGACAGCUGAAGAGUUCCGCGCGUCGCCUCGGCCUUGGGUCCUUUGGGAGCACCGAGCUGUCAAAGAUAACCUGGGCCUUUGCCAAAGCGGAGGAAAUUGAAGCGGGCGAACCUUUGAUGCUGGACAUUGCUCGACAGGUGGAGGAGCGGAUGGCUACGCUAAAUGCGCGGGAUGUCGACAUGAUGGCCUGGGCAUUCGCGAAGGUCAAUGCGGACACGGAAUUAAUGGCCAGGCUGGCAAAGCAGGCAGUGCAUUUGGCGCCCCACUUGGACGCCCAGGGCUUGGCCAACUGCGCCGCCGCCUUCGCGUUGCUCCGCGUGGCGGUCUCCGGCUGGCGGCCCGUGCUGGUGCGGCGCAGCGCAGAGGAGAUUCUUCACUUCUCCGCUCAGGCCUUGUGCGACCUCCGCUGGGCGCUCACAGUGCAGGGCUGGGUGGAGCCGACUUUGGAGAACGCCAUUGCCACGGCUCCCGGAUGGGCUGAACGUUCUGACUAUGUACAUGAGACACAGGCGGGCGCAGUGGCAGACUGCUUCAAGCACUUGGUUUUGGUGGCACUUCUUCAAAAUCUGCAGGAUGCGUGCUUGGGCAAUGCGAACCAUGGCGAUGAUAGUAGUAUCUUCUAUGUGGACACUCAUGCUGGUGCUGGACUGUAUGAAGUGAAGGAGCCUCACAGGGAGAACCUCCGGCGGCUUCUCAGUGGCUCACAUGGGUUGGAGAUGCCAGCGUCUCUCCAUGCCUACAUCGAUUGCCUCAACCGAUUUGAAGGAUAUCCCGGCUCCCCGGUCGUUGCGCUGGACUUCCUGGCGCGUCACCGCUCUACCCUGAGCGAGCAACGCGCCGUGCUUUUUGAGGCGGCGCGGAGCAACGUCCAACGGCUGUGUGAUCAUGUGAAAGGUUUCAGUGGAGUGGAAGUCCUUCAUGAAGAUGCCUACAGGGGUCUUCCGAAGCUCUUCACUGUUUCUCCCAGGAGUCCGCACUUGGUUUUCAUUGAUCCACCCUACGAUCUAUGCUUUGCUGACAAUCUCAACUUCACCUUGGUGCAGCAGAUCCAACAACAUUGGCCAGAAAGCUGUGUGGCCAUUUGGCUCUUCUGGCUUGGUACCCCAUGCGUGAUGACAAUAGAUCCAGGCGACUCUACCGAAGGAUGUCCAGGCUUGGAUCGGUGCUUGUGUGUGAAUUCGCGCUCAGUCCCAGCUCGUGCCCCAAAGCUGCAGUGAGGACUGGAAUGCUGCUGCUGCGGCCUCCUGUGGUAGAAGGAGAGUUGCACCAGGCCUUGCCUUUGCUCGCUGAGAUACUGGCAAAGUCACCAGAGGCGUACCGCAGCCACAACAUCUUCUGGCUGUAGCCAUCUGGAGAAAAAACA
Messenger RNA from Cladocopium goreaui, 2342 nucleotides. The record is from the annotation of a GenBank genome assembly. NCBI's taxonomy places the organism in Eukaryota, Dinophyceae, Suessiales, Symbiodiniaceae.